Molecule: messenger RNA, 13286 nt
Organism: Taeniopygia guttata (zebra finch)
Lineage: Eukaryota; Metazoa; Chordata; Aves; Passeriformes; Estrildidae
Gene: DGKZ
Product: diacylglycerol kinase zeta
Biological process (GO): phospholipase C-activating G protein-coupled receptor signaling pathway
Cellular component (GO): plasma membrane; glutamatergic synapse
Molecular function (GO): protein binding; ATP-dependent diacylglycerol kinase activity
Source: RefSeq, a predicted model, not a curated record
GCCCUUAGUUUGUAGGUAUGGCAUUUAGUUCGAGACCACUGUGAAGGGCAGGGGGAGCAGACCCCAGAGUCAUCCCUAAGACCCUCAAGUUUGCUUCUGUCAUGUCCUGUUUGCUGCCAGAGCCUGGAGCAAGUCGAUCCACAGCAGUCCCCAGGGCUCAGGCGAAGGGUCUGCAAAACACAGGCUCCGUGCCACUGAGUGGUGCCUGCCUGCUGUUUCUGCGGGGUUGCUCUGCCAGUGGUGUAUUUCUAGCUACCCGUUCUGCUGCUUUCGUCCUGCCACUCCAUGUGGCAUGGGGGUGGCCGCAAGAAAUCUGCAAGCAGCAGAGGACAGGGAGCUAGCCUGCGCCUUGCCAGGACACUUAGUACUAAGUUACUUUGCUUUGGGAUAGCUUAGGAAAGCAGGACAGAUUUGUGGAGUCCUGGCAUAUCCUCUGGUGCUGGUGGCACUGUGAUUCCCUGCUUAUGCCAGAAACAGUGGGAUGCCCUUCCUGAUCCCUGCUAUGGGCUGGAGGGAGGCAGCAGUGAUCAGUACAUGUUGUAUAGUGUCUGAGGUUUUCUUGACUUUGCUAUGGGAGGUGCAGAGACUUGCUAGCUCUGGGAACCACUGUUUGUGUUUUGUAUCUGCCACACUGUGGCUUUGUUGUUACUCAAGGUUCAUCUCUCCUCCCUGGGGUUGCUGCCCCGGGCAGACGCUGUGUGCCGCCCUGCCUGGGGCAGCACUGUGGCCGGUAGUAACUUCUGUGUCAGGAUUUUGUCCUUGUGUGCUGGGGAAAAACUCUGGGGCUGCUCUGGAAGUUUGGAUCCAUCAGCUGGGCUGUGGGACUGGCCACCCUUUAAAUAAUGUGCUCCUCCUUGUGAGGAACAGAGCUGUGUAUACUGAAUGAGGGGACCAUCACUGGGUGUGAAUAGGAAUCUGCAAAAGAAACCAUGGUCUGAGUACCUAAACCACCAGGACACCCUCGCUGAGGCCCCUGCUGCUUGGCUUCAUGCAUGUCACUCUGGAAAGGAAGCUCAGAGAGAGAGAGAGAAGAAACUUUCAACUCCUUCCCAGCCUGCAUCGCUGGUCCUGCUGAUGGGACCAAAAUAGAAACUGUGUGGCCAGCCUCUCCCCCAGCCCCUGCUCAGCCUCAGCCCCAGGACCAUGGGUGACGUGUUGGCUCACUCUCUGCAUUUCAGCCCUGGUUAAUUCAUGGCUCAAGGCUGUCAGUCUUGCUGUUUGGCUCCUCAGCCAAAUCAGCAGAUUGUUUAUAUCAGUGCUGUCAGGUUUCUUGAUUGCCGGGAGGCAGAUUAUUUACUGUAGUGGCAUAUAAACUUCAUAACAUUAUGAUGGUAGAAAGUUGUCAAGGGAUAUAAAUGCCCAGAGUCAGCCCAGGAGGCUCCAAGGAGAUGGUUUUGUUUUAAAUUAAGAUAAAACACUGUCUUCCAUGGAUUUUGGAAAGGAAAUCACAUUGUUGUAAUGGGAACAUUACUGUGAAUGUUAGGGCUGGCAAACUCUUUACUUUAUGAAGUCUUUGUAGAGGAUCUGAGCUACUCUGGCAGAUGUGCCUUAAAACAGAGCUCAUGUCUGCCCUGAGAAGGUGGUGGAAAAGGAGAUGGCAUCAUGCAGAGCUUGGGGUGAGGUGGGAUAGAGCUGCCACAAGAAGGGUGUUGGGAAAAUGCUAGGAACUGUAUAAAAAGUCUCAGUCCCUUCUGCUUCCAGCUCCUGUUCUUCCCAGAAAACCAAAUGUGAGCAUUUUCUUGUGGAGGGCCAGGCAUGAAGGUGGGAUGGCUUUUGCCUUGCUUUGUUUGAGGUAUGGCUAGGCAGUGUCCUUCCACCUGCCUCUGCCACUUGGAGAAGCCUACUGUGACAAACUGUCAAACUGUGGUGUUUCAUUUCUUUGCCUUGCUACGAUCGUCCCCCGAGGCAGCUGCCGGUCCUUGGUGUUGCAUCUGUCACCCUGACUUGCUCAUUUGAAGAAAGCAUCUUAGAAGUUGUAUCUCCUCCUGUGAUGUUCCCAGCUCCUGACUGGCUGUGUAGUUGUGCUCUUGUUCAGCCAGGUAUAAGAUGAAUACAGAGAGUCUACGCUGACAUAGCUGCCUGUCCCUUGUGAAGCAGUGCUGUGCUGGGACCUCCAGGCUGGCCACCCAGAGUGCCCAGUGACACUGACAGUCUUCUGAGCAAGUUGGCAAACAUACUUGGGUAUUGCCAGGGGUGCCUUCCUCUCAUGUCCAUGCCUGACAGGGACCUCUAUGCAUCACGUGCAGGACCUCAGGGACCACAGGGCUGGGAGGAGGUCCUCUGCACCUGCAUGCAUCUGACCACCAGCUGGUUUCUAAGCACUUGCCUUGCUUUCUGACUAGCAUAGAGGUCUGAAUUCAUCUUGAUCAGGCACAAGAGUCACUGAUAGAUAAGCUGAGAUGUGUCGCCCUCUGAGUACCCUGCUAGGAUCAGAAACUGGCUUCUGCAGCUUGGAGGGGCAACCUUAUGGUUGCAGCAGUAAUCCCUUCCUCUGCAGGGUGACAGUGCAACUGAGGAUGUGCUUGUCCUUGCUCGGGGAAUACCAUGCUCCUGCAGCUCAGAAGCCUGGAAGGGGCCCAUAUAGGUGGUGGCACUUGUUGCAGUAGGUCAAAUAUAUGAAUCCUAAAAUAUAUGAGCAUAGCCCAUAGCUCACCCCUCAUGGUGCUUUGAAAGGCUCGUGGUUUGGAUGGAGCCUCCCUGCCCCUGUGCUGAGGGGAGCCCCAUCUCCUUGCUUAUACUGGACCCAGUGUGGGGGAGUUCCUGCCUCUGUUUUAUUUAUUGUGUGAUGGUAGGAGAGAUGACAGCUGGAAUGGAAAUUCUGAGUAGGAACAAAAUGCAUAGUAUGGGAACUUGCUGAUCACUGCACACCUCACUGCAACCAAAGCCUGAGGGCUGCACCACACCUUGACCAGCAUUUUCCCUUCCCCAUCUGGCACAGGGGCACCUUCCUCAGCAGACCUCAUCUGUGCACAUUGCUCUUGUAAGGUCAGGGAAGCCUGGCUGGGGAGUCCCAGGGAGAGGAGAGGUCAGUAAUGAUGUGUGGGAAGCAGAACAGGAGAGCAGGGACAGGAUCUCAGCAGAGGUGGCGUAAGAACAGUAGCCUACAUGGAAGAUUGAAUAUCAGAGCACUGAAAGGGCAUUGUAGGUUGUGCAAGCUUGUGAUGGAAACAGAGGCUGAAGGCAACCAGCGGUGUGCCAGCGGGGUGGGAAUGAGCAGCAGCACUCUGGAUGGGCUUCUAGGUCCCUCAGUCCCUCCAGUGCCCUGUCAGGGACAAGGCAGGGAGGAGGCACGGAGAUCUUGCUGUCACAUAGGAGUGGCUAUUAAUAACACAAUUUCCUUGUGGCUGGUCUGUACAAGUCAAGUGUCUUUGCCAGGAGAAGACAGCUUGUAAACUGAAGUGGCCUCCUGCUCACACUCUGCCAGCUCUAGUGCCACAGCAGCUCCACAGCACCCACAGCUAGCCAGAACGCAGGAAUCCAGCCAGCUGCCAUCCGGACAGGUGCUCGUCAUGGAACAGGGCAAAGCUCUCAGAUUUGUUUCCCUGGCAGUCCCGUGGUUGGAAAAAAUGCUUUCCAGUUGACUAACUGGAGGUUUGCUGAAAGGUCAGGAGGAGCUGAUGGUGUUAUUAUGUCCAGAUUUCUCUGUGGCUCAAGGCUUGUGCAUUUGGUACCAGCAACAUUCUGCAGUAGGGUCCUCUUGCCUCCUUUGGUGCCAGGAGAGGGGUGCCAGAUUUGUCACUCUGUGAAGGUAACCUGAGAUCUCUCUUGCUUCUGGGCACUGGCAGGAAUAGACCAGGCUGGUGGAGGGACAAAGGGAAUAAUAAUGUGGAGGAAGGGCCAAGAGGGUAUAUGGAACAGGAUCCCUCUGCCUAUCACAGACAGCCUGUUAAGUAUGGUACAUGGGAGUUUGCUCAAGGCUAGUGAAGCAAAGCAGAAUAGUGGAGCUGAAUAUCCAGAUUCUCUUUGUGAUGUGGGCCAAGAUUAUGUCAUGGGGGACACUGCAUGUUCAGCCUGUCUGGUUUUGGAACUGCCAUCACCAAAUGAGGGGUAGCUGCUGGAUGUCUGGAGAGAUGUCUCUAUAACAGCUGAUUCACAAGCUCUGUGUCCACUGUAGUUACAAGAUGCAAGUUUUAACUCUUCAAUCCCUGCUGUGUUUUCCAAGAUGGUUUAGGUCUUGAUGGGACAUGUUCCUGCUUCAGCAGCAUCUCUGCAUUGAGGCCAGGUAGGGUGUGUAGGAUGCUUUGAGGAGUCUGGUAGUAAAAAACACCCCAACUUUCAAGAGCUUUGAUUGCAGAUCAUGAGCAGACCAGAGCUGCUGUCUCCUUCCUUAUUCACAGAAGGAGAUUGAAGUGAUAGUGCAUAUCUGCUCAUAAAUAGAGUUGAUAUCCCAGUACAUGAAGCAGUACUUCCUUUGCACCCUGCAAAUGCCAGGCUGCCUUGAUCCAGCCUCCUUACCUGAGCCGAGUAAUGUGGUCUACAGAGCAGCCACGGGUGCUGGCUCCUCUCCAUCUUUUCUCAGUGACAAACCAUGGAGAUGCCAGAAAUGUGCUGGUGUUAGGCCUGGGGCUUCCAAGACAGCUCUUUUCGGGCUCCUCUCUGUCUAUUGCAUGGUUCCCCAGCUGCUCUGCACACAGCUCUGCUAAUGCAUAUCAACCAUGGCCAGCCCCAGCAGUUCAUCCAUCUGCUCCAUCAGCAGCAUCUCUCACACCUGCAAUACCCCAUUUGGAGCUCAGGUUGGAAGUGAGAUGCAACAGGUGGGGAUACGUACACCCAUCAUAUCUGAGCUGCCACAUGCUGCUGUCAUGGGCUGUCUGAUGGCAAUCUUGUAAUAACCUUCACCACUGGUGGUCAGAGCUUGAUUCCAUGUGCCAUUUACAGGCAGCCCUGAGGAUAAAAAGGUCCUCAGUCAGCUAGUGCUCAAACGUAAAUGUCAAACCAAGGUUGUUCUAGCAGAUUUCCUCAUGAGACUGGUGCAAAAAGGAAGGAAGCUGUGUUAAGAGAUCUUCCUGCCCACAGCAGCAACACAGUAAGCAGUGGAGCAGCUUUGUGCUGGUGGAAUAUCUGGGUUAGGAGGGAACAGCCAUUCAGCUCAUUUGGGGUGCCUUUGGUCAGUAUGUCUCCCCCAGGAGCUAAAACUGGCCAAAAAAAGUCUGUUGCAGUGUACCACAUCCCAUGUUCUCACUUGUGUUUUUAAAUAUGUUUUAUUUUUUCAGACAGUUUUUAAUACCUGUUGGUGAGGAUGCUCACCGGCAGCCAUCUGAACAUGAUCCAGAGUGUGCCAGGUGGCUAUGAAAGCCAACAGCAUCCUGGCCUGUGUCAGUAAUAGUGUGGCCAGCAGGACUGGAAAGUGACUGCUUCCCUGUACUCAGCAGUGGUGAGGCCACACCUCAAGUGCUGUGUCCAGUUUUGGGCCUUCCUCCUGUCACUGAGGUGCUGGAGCACAUCCAAAGGACAGUACAGCUGGUGAAGGGUCUAUAGAACAAGUCUUAGGAGGAGCGGCUGAGGAAGCUGGAGGCUGGUGGGAGACCUUAUUGAGCUCUAUAACUAUCUGAGAGGAGGUUGUAGCAAGGUGUGUGGUCAGUCUCUUCUCCCAGGUAACAGGUGAUAGAACAAGAAGAAAUGGCCUCCAAUUGUACAGGGGAAGUUUAGAUUCUCUGAUCUAUGCUGUUUACUGUGCAUCAUCCUGCAGAUAAUAUGGAGAGGGUACAUGAAUGGAGCACUGCAGUGUUUGGAACAGGCUAGAAGCAGGGUCAUCAGCAAAAUACUGAUGCCCUCCGCAAAGCUGCAUGGGCCUUGGGUGGAUUAAACCUUUUGGUGACCAAAUACCUGCCUACAUUGCUUGCAGUGGUAGGACUUGAGAAAGAUUUCUGUGGAGUAUUUCUGAGGAGGUGUUGUUUUGGCUUUGCUUUCAGUUCAGCCAGGCUUUGGCUGCCCUGAUACUGCUCUCUGGAGGCCAUUGCUUUCCUUCCUUCCUUCCCGCCUCCCUCCCUCCCUUCCUCACUCCUCCCUCCCUUCUUCCCCUACAUUACUGAGUACAUGGAUGGUGAUAAGCCUAUAGAAACUGAAGAGCUGGCUUCCUUGUCUGCAAGGGUGAAGGAGACCAAACCAAGCUUGUCUUUUCCAAAAAUACAAACUCACCUUUGUACUUGUCUAUUAAAAAGAGGUACAGCCCAAUGGGCUGCUUGUGCUACAAGCACUAUCAAAAACUCAGUUUUGUCCAGAAGAUAAAACCUAUGUCCCAUCUUACGUGCAUUUCCCAAAUAAAAAGGGAAGAAGCUUCUGAUAAAUUCACUUGUUUGUGUGGGCCUCGGGUCACUGGAAUUUUGGGCCAGAGUGAUCUCCUGAAGGUUCUCUGAUAUUACUGACCCAUAAGAAUGUAAAAGAGCAUGGGAAGAGAGGAAGGUAGAAGAAGGGGAGGAGAUGUCAGUCUGUGUGGUGGGCAGCAUGCCCAUGCCCUCGUGGUGGGUAGAGGAGAUGCCUUGCACAGCAUGGAAAUCCUUGAGAGUGGUAGUGGUGGUUGGCUGUGUGUGCUUGCAGGCUGCCAUGAUCGAAUCCCCUGCCUUGGGAGCAAUUGAAAAGAAGUCUCCUUCUACCAAACUGUGGGUUUUUUAAAGUUGGCCUUGAAUAAAUCCUCUAGCAGCUGAAGAGAGGUGGCAGCUGGAGGGUGGGAAAUGAAGCACUGUCUCUGGAGGUGGGGAGCACGUGAGCUAGCCAGACUCAGCUCCUUCCACUCAGGCCUUUGCAUGCUGAGCCACUGCCACUGAAAAUGUUGCAGCACCUUCCACCUGUGUCUUUCAACAGACUGCUGCAAUGUCCAGGCAGCCUGUCAAGCUUUUAGAGCUGGGCAGGGAAAGCAUGAGCUUUCCAUAAAGCUCAUUCUCCUGUGAGAGGAAUGUUUUGCUCAGGACAGAUGGGAUGAUCUUCCUAGCUCUCCUCUGCCCUGUUCCAGCCUCUCCCAGCUUCCAGGUCUCCCUGACCUCUUCUACCAAAUUUUCCUGCCCUGGUUUUACUGGCCUUGUUGAUUUUAUUCUGUAGCACUCACAAGGGCUUAAUUUCAAUUUGCUACAAAUUUGGUGGGGCUGGUACCUAGCCAGAGUGGUUCCUGUGUAAAAUGUGGAUCAGCAUCAGGAGAGUGGUAGGGGUAAUGGAGGUGCCAGGGCUGAUCAGCACCUCGGGGUACACAGGAGUUCUGCUUAGUGGAGUGCAGGGAAUGCAGAGGGUCUUCGCUAGGUGGCAACACCUGCUCUGCCAUUGCAGCCCUCUGGGCUGAGCUGUGAGACUCGUGGAGCAGUUAAGCUGUGGGAAGCAACUCUACCACACGCCUCAGGUAGCAUUGCCAUGUCUCCCCCUCCCCGCUUCAGCCUUCUGUCCCUUGCUUCCCACUGUCCCCUUGCCCUGACAGCCACAGCGUGGCCUGGGACUCAUAGGGGAGCCUACUGAAUUCCUGGUCUCUGUGUUAACAGCCACCAUCCGGAUGCAAUGGAAACCUUUUUUAGGAGGCACUUUGGGCGGAAGGGGCUGCGGCGCACCAGCGUGGUGGCUGUGCCCACGGGCAAGGCCAGGCGUCGCUCCCAGGUGGGGCUGCCCUCCCCCUCGCUGGCCCAGUGCCGCCGUGGCUCAGGCACCCCAGCAGCAUCCCUCUCCUGCCUGGGCCUGGUCCGGCGUCCCGGCACGCGGCGCCGCUCCAGCACCACGCCGCCCUGCCUCAGCCCCAGGUUUGCCGUGCAGAAGAAGUGCGGAGGCCAGGCACAAGCCAUUGAUGCCCAGCUGCCGUGUGCCACUGUCCUCCGGGCCAGCCUCGCUCGCACGGGAGCGGAAGGGGACAGGGCUCACUGCACUGACAGCUCCACAUCUGAGUCUCCGGAGGACGGCGGCGCAGGAGCUGAGCAGGGCCAGCAUGAGCAUUGUGCUGAGGAGACGUGGCUGGCCAUGCUGCCCCAGCUGCGGCCGCUGCAGGCCGGGCGUCUGUCGCGGGGCCCCCGCUGCCUGCGGCGCGCCUCCUCCCACCGCCUGCCCGCCGAGUCCCCUCACGGCCGGGCUGCCUACGGCCUGCCGGGCCGCUACCGCCGCCUCAGCCAGCGCCGGCGCUCCAGCGAUGCCCCUCAGCCCGGGCUGCUCCCCUCUGGCCACCCACGGCCGCUGGCCCAGCACUGUGCAGGAAUAGCUGGAACCAGGUGCCCCUCUGCCACCCUCGUCAAGGGUUUGGGACCACAGCACACCUGCCACGCCGCCCCAGAAGGCUGGAGCCCCCGGCUGCUGAAAGCUAUUGCCAAAUCCAGUCUCCAACACAUGGUAGCCCAGCCAAACCCGGCACUAGCCAUGAGGAGCGACUCAGAGAGGCAGAUACGCAGCACUGUGGAUUGGAGCGAGGCUGCGGUCUAUGGGGAGCACAUCUGGUUUGAGACCAAUGUCUCUGGGGACUUCUGCUACGUUGGGGACCAGAACUGCAUGGCAAAGCUUCUGCAAAAACCUCUCUCCAGGCGCAAGUGUGCAGCCUGCAAGAUCGUAGUGCAUACACCCUGCAUCGAACAGCUGGAGAAAAUAAAUUUCCGCUGCAAGCCUUCCUUCAGGGAGUCAGGAUCCCGGAACAUACGGGAGCCCAUUGUUGUCCGACAUCACUGGGUGCACCGGAGGCGGCAGGAAGGGAAAUGUCGGCAGUGUGGCAAGGGUUUUCAGCAGAAGUUUGCCUUCCACAGCAAAGAGAUUGUAGCCAUCAGCUGUUCCUGGUGCAAACAAGCGUAUCACAGCAAAGUAUCAUGUUUCAUGCUGCAACACAUUGAAGAGCCCUGCUCACUAGGGGCUCACGCUGCUGUCGUUGUUCCUCCCACCUGGAUUCUGCGGGUCCGGCGGCCCCAGAAUCCACUGAAAUCUAGUAAGAAGAAGAAGAGGACAUCAUUCAAGAGGAAAUCCAGCAAAAAGGGGGCUGAGGAGGGGAGGUGGAAACCCUUUGUCAUCAAGCCCAUGCCAGCUCCUCUCAUGAAGCCCUUGCUGGUGUUUGUGAAUCCCAAGAGUGGUGGGAAUCAGGGAGCCAAGAUCAUCCAAUCCUUCAUGUGGUAUCUCAACCCACGGCAAGUUUUUGACCUCAGCCAGGGUGGACCCAAGGAGGCGCUGGAGCUGUACCGCAAAGUCCACAAUCUCCGGAUCCUGGCGUGCGGGGGAGAUGGCACGGUGGGCUGGAUACUCUCCAUUCUGGACCAGUUGCGCAUCAAUCCACCUCCUCCUGUGGCCAUCCUACCUUUGGGGACAGGGAAUGACUUGGCCAGAACACUGAACUGGGGUGGGGGUUACACAGAUGAGCCUCUGUCCAAGAUCCUAUCACAUGUAGAAGAUGGGAACAUAGUGCAGCUUGAUCGCUGGAACCUCCAUGUGGAGCCAAACCCUGACACAAACCCUGAGGAAAAAGAUGAGUCAGCUGCUGACAAGCUCCCUUUGGAUGUCUUUAAUAACUACUUCAGCCUUGGCUUUGACGCACGGGUGACGCUGGAGUUCCACGAAUCCCGAGAGGCCAACCCAGAGAAGUUCAACAGCCGGUUUCGGAAUAAAAUGUUCUAUGCUGGGACGGCCUUCUCCGACUUCCUCACAGGGAGCUCCAAAGACUUGGCGAAGCAUGUCAGGCUGGUUUGUGAUGGGACAGACCUGACCUCCAAGAUUCAGGACCUGAAGCCCCAGUGCCUGGUCUUCCUUAAUAUCCCAAGGUACUGUGCAGGCACCAUGCCCUGGGGCAACCCUGGGGAGCACCAUGACUUUGAGCCCCAGCGCCAUGAUGAUGGCUGCAUUGAAGUUAUUGGCUUCACCAUGACAUCGCUGGCUGCCUUGCAAGUCGGUGGCCAUGGGGAGCGGCUCUGUCAGUGCCGGCAGGUGGUUCUCACCACAUCGAAGGCCAUCCCCAUGCAGGUGGAUGGAGAGCCCUGCAAGCUGGCAGCUUCCUGCAUCCACAUUUCUCUGCGCAACCAAGCCAACAUGGUGCAGAAGACCAAGCGGCGCAACUCCAUGCCUCUGCUCAAUGACCAGCAGCCAGUGCCUGAGCGGCUGCGGAUCCGGGUGAGCCGAAUCAGCAUGCGUGACUAUGAGGCACUGAACUAUGACAAGGAAAAGCUCAAGGAAGCCUCUGUGCCACUGGGUAUCAUCGUGGUUCCAGGAGACAGUGACCUGGAGUUGUGCCGAACCCAGAUUGAGAAGCUGCAGGAGGAGGGAGAUGGAGCCAAGCCGAAGACACUGUCAUUCCAGAAGCUGUCACCCAAGUGGUGCUUUCUGGACUCAACCACGGCCGAUCGGUUCUACAGGAUAGACCGCGCACAGGAACACCUCAACUAUGUGACAGAGAUCUCUCAGGAUGAGCUCUAUGUGCUGGACCCAGAGCUAGUGGUCACUCAGACUGUGAGCACUUCUCCUGCCAUGCCUGACCUCGUGGACUCAUCUGCCACAUCCCCUGGACACCAUUUUGCAUUUCCUUCCUGUUCUUCCUCUCCACCCUCCUCUCCUGCCCCCAGCGCUGAGCCUGAGCGCUGCCUCCCACAUAAAGAUGACCUUCUGAUAGAAGCUGCCAAGAAGGGCAACUUCAGCAAGUUUCAAGAGCUGCACCGAGCUGGGAAAGACCUGAUGGUGCGAGAUUCCUCGGGCCAGACCGUCCUCCACCAUGCUGUCAAAUCAGGAAGCAAGGACAUCGUCAAAUACAUCAUUGAGAAUGCUCCUUCAGAAAUCCUCGAUGCCACAGAGGAGGAGAACGGUGAAACCAGCUUGCACCAGGCUGCAGCCUUACGCCAGCGCACUAUCUGCCACUACAUCGUGGAGGCUGGGGCCUCGCUCAUGAAGACAGACCUGCAGGGAGACACCCCGAAACAUCGUGCUGAGAAAGCCAAUGACCCCGACUUAGCUGCCUACCUCGAGAACCUACAGCACUACCAGAUGAUCCAGCGGGAAGACCAGGAGACAGCUGUGUAGUGCUUGGCAUGCCUUAGCCCGAGCCCGCUCACGCAGGAUGAGAAGAGUACAAUGCCAACUGGCAGAACUGUAUCUGGCCCAACCCUCCCCAGAUGCCAGCCUGGUCCCUGGAGAUGGAUACAGAAGAGCUCUGCCCCAGGCUGGGCUGGAACUCUGUUUAUGAGGACAAUGGAUAUUUCAGACUUGAAGCCUGAUUCUUUGUGUGUCUACCCCUUCACCUUUCAUUCACCAUGUUCCCUGCCCUAGGUGGUCUCUAUCCCCAACCAUGCUGGAGCAGGUCAGGCUGAAGCCCCCAGUCACCCUUGUUCAUGGGAGCAAUGCCAGUGCCUCCUCCACAGGCUCCUACCUAUAAUCCUUGUGGGAUAUCAUUGCUCAGCCCCUCUCUCUGCUGGCAGUGCUCCUCUUUUAGGUGCUUGGCUAGGUUUGUGUCCUGUUCCUCCUCUCCUGUCUGGCACAGCUGGGGGAGGCACAGGCUGCAUGGAUAGACUGCAGAGGCUGUGAGUUGCAGACUGCUCCAAAGGAAGCACCACAACUUACUGGCCCUGCCUUCUUCUCCCUGCUGGGGCUGCACCAGAUCUCUGUGUUGCCCUACCCAGAGCCUUCUGCAGCAGGAGGGAAGUCACUUGUGCAUCCAGCCUUUCCUCAGAGCAUCUGGGUCUGGUGCAGCUGGAAGUAGGGCAGCAGGUGCUCCCCUGAUGGGCCUUUAGUGCUCAGUCAGCAGUCUUGACUCAGGGCCGGAAUGCCAUGGAGGAAGGCUACCAAACCCUCCCACCACGCUUCUCUCCGUGGGGCUGGGUGGAACAGUUUGCGCAUCCACUCUGCUGAGCGUCUCUUUGUGAGCCUGCUGCAGGAUGGUGGAGAGCUGCACACAACUGGUGCAGUAGCAGCAGUGACACCUGUUAUAUUUCCCAAAUGCUGACUUAGAUUCAGUUGCCCUCCUUGCUUCAGUGCCCCCAGCAAUGCUAGACUUUGCACGGGGCUGGAUGGGCAGUGCAGGGGUCAGUGCUGCUCUCAGGGAUCCCCUCCUUUCCCCCAGCCUGGCAACAUGCAUCCUCUUAGGCUGAGACUCCUGGUGUUCCCCAAACUGGGCACGUGGCUUUGCAGGAAGCUCACACAGCUGAGACACAACCCACUUGGGCAGACCAUGAACUCAUCCUCUCCAGUUUUGGUAGAAAGAGGGAUUUGGAUUCCCAGGAACCAUCAGGGCUCCUAGCCCUGAGUCAUGUCUGCAGUGGGAAGGAAUUUCACCAACCGCCUGCCAUGGGGCAUGAAGCACCACAAUCUAUCUCCCCUGUUGAUGCUGUGAGUGUUUGAUGCCAAGACAUCAAGCCAGGCCUUUUAAAGAGCAUCAAGCAAGGCUUUUGCAGAACUGAGUCUCUGAGACCAGGAGGUGGUGCCCACAGAGGAAGAAAUCUGAUGGCUCUGAGCCUAGCAGACCUGGUUGGCACUCUUGGGUGUGCAGUGGUUGUGAAGGGGGUUGCUGUUCACAUCUUGGCUCUAGGAGAGGAUACUACUGCUGCCUUGAGCGGUCUGUGCAGUCCCUCUGCACUCACACGCAGGCUGUGCCCACUGGGUAGUACUGGGUGGCACCGUUUGAAUCCCUCCUACUACCAAGAAAAGGGUAUGAGGAUACUGUAGGGAACCAGAAUACCCUUCAGACUUUUUGCCCAGUGGCAGGGUUUCCUUGAAGGAUGGGGGAUGCUGUACUAGGGAACAGAGGCGCAGGGCAGUGCAGGGUGCCCAGGGACCACUGUCAGUAUUGGCAAACAAUAAUGAUAGUGUACUAAUGUAUUGACAUCUAGGACACUCCAGAAGUGCCUGGAGUUCUCAUCAGCAUUGCUGGCAGGCCACUGAUAAACAAGGCACUGUCAUCUUCUCAGAGGUCCAUACCACUACUGCCCCAGAUGGGAUGCCCAACUUGGCCCAGAGGCAUUUAAAGCCUCAGCUUUCCCCUUUCUCCCCUUUAGUUUUGUUAAAGCCUCAGCUUUCCCCUUUCUCCCUUAUAGUUUUUGUACAGGUAGUUGAGAGACACACUGUCCCCCUCCCUGCCUGGCCCCUCCGUGCACCUGUGAGCUGAGUUGCUGUGCAAUUCCAAGUCUGCUUAUAUUUUGGUGAAGAAGGAGGAGGUGUUGGUUACCCUGCCCCCCCGAGGGCAGGGGUUCUGUGCAAUACCUGGGUCUGUGUGUCUUAGACACUGUCGUAGGAUUGUAUUUUUGUAACUAUGUGAGGGUGCUGGCUCCAGCCGGCCCAGGGCCUGGCACGAGCCUGUGUUCCCACUGCUUUUCAACUUUGACUGUUUGGAUGUUGUUGUUUCUUGCCAUUGAAAUAAAGAGAUUGAUGUUUUA